AAGGAUGCUUUUAAACCAAGCGAUGGAAGACUGGGUUCUCCCUCUGCUGGAAACGGUGGCCUGUUUUUGAGACUCAGAAGUCGGGGGGUAUCUGGGCUGACUCCGUUAGCGUUAGCCGGGCAGGGCUAACGGUUAGCCGUGAGCCGGUAGGUGUCUUUCUGAUGAUGUUGAUGUGUUCCUGUGAAAAAGUGGAUUUCAACAUCACGCCCCGCACCGUGGCCCGGCUCGUUUUCGAGGCCGAACAAGAUAACAGAAACGGAGGGAAUUCGUCUAAUGGGAGUACGGCCAGUAAUUCUCCACGCAGCACCCCUGGCAGCUCUCCUUCCCUGCGGCGCAGGGUCUUGGGGGGCAGUAGGACCAGUGAGAGUGAGGGAGGAGGGGAGAAAAGCAGUGGAGGAGGAGGGUGUGGAGGAGGUGGAGGAGGGGGGGGCUCUGAUAGCCCCCUUCCCUCCAUACCCUCUGCCUCCUCCCUCACCUCUGCCUACCCCCUCGCCACCCGCCACUUCAGCCGCAAUGCCAAGAAAAUGCAGAGCUGGUACAGUGUUCUCAGUCCUACAUACAAACAGCGGAACGAGGACUUUCGUAAACUCUUCAAGAAGCUGCCUGAUACAGAACGCCUCAUUGUCGACUACUCAUGUGCGCUGCAGAAAGAUAUCUUGCUCCAAGGCCGUCUCUACCUGUCAGAGAACUGGCUCUGCUUCUACAGCAACAUUUUCCGCUGGGAGACCACUAUCACCAUCCUACUGAAAGACGUUACUUCGCUGACCAAGGAGAAGACUGCCAAGCUCAUCCCCAAUGCCAUCCAGAUCAGCACUGACCAUGACAAGCACUUUUUCACGUCUUUUGGAGCGAGGGAUCGCAGCUACAUGAUGAUUUUCCGUUUGUGGCAGAAUGCGCUGAUGGACAAGCCUCUUUCCCCCAGGGAGCUAUGGAACAUCGUCCACCAGUGUUACGGCACUGAGCUGGGCCUCACUAGUGAAGACGAUGACUACGUCUCACCCAAUGCCGAGCACGUGAACGGCCUACUGCCAGGAGAUGAGUCGGUCUCAGUCACAGAUCUGUUGGAUCUGAGCUCGGCAUCCAUUCCCUCUGUGGGCAGCUCCCCUCCCGCCCAAGUGCCCUGCAGCCCGGCUAGCCAUCCCUCAGCCACCAGCCUCGGGGGCUCUUCUCCUCUGUCCUCUAUCUCCUGUCCUCCCAUAGAGGUCCCUUCCUUGUCAGGCCGCAGAUCCAGCUCCGACCCUCUGGAACCUAGCCUUCCCAGCUCCCAAAGUUCAUUGCCCUUCAACACACAAAUCAAUGCCUCUGCUCCAAUUUCUGCUGCUGUCUCCUUUAAUUUUGAAGAGGGUGGGGACAGCCUAUCAGAGCCAACCAGUCAUAUGCUGCCUCCUCCGGCCACCAGUCUGGGAAACUUGUCCUCGCUGGACAUCACAAAUGAUGAUGAAUUACCAACAGACCCCAGCAACUCCUCAGACACACAGGAAGAGAGCGAGGUGGAGUCGUUCUGUGCUGACUUGAGUGGGCGGCUGCAUAUCAACAAGGCGUUGCGCAUGAGCGUGGACAAGCUGUACGACCUGCUCUUCUCUGCUGACACACAAUUCAUCCAGCACCUCUUCUCCCAGCGCCACUUCACUGACUUGUCGGUGGGUGAGUGGCGGCAGGACAGCAGCAGUGGGAAUACCAGCCGUGUGUUGAGCUACACUAUUGCCAUCAAUAACCCGCUGGGUCCCAAGACUGCUCCCGUGGUGGAGACGCAGACGCUCUACAAGAGCAGUGCACGAGGUGAGUGCUACGUGGUGGACUCGGAGGUCAUCACAUCAGGCAUUCCCUACCAGGACUACUUCUACACUGUCCACAGAUACUGCCUCACCUCCAUCAACAAGCACAAGAGCCGGCUCAGAGUGUCUUCAGACAUCUGCUACAGGAAGCAGCCCUGGAGUCUGGUGAAAGCCCUUAUUGAGAAGAACACGUGGAGUGGUAUCGAGGAAUACUACAGACAUAUGGAGAGCGAGGUGUGCAAGCUGGAGACGCUGCUGCAGUCAGAGGUUUCUGUGGUAACCGCGGGUGAGGCGGCUGGCAUCGACACAGCCAAGACCCCCCCAGGCCUGCGCCGGCGCAAACGCACCUGCUCUAGGCGGCAGGGGGAGAGGGAGAGGGAGGGGGCAGGCAUGGGAGCCGGAGACCGUGGGGAGAGGGGAGUAGGCGAGGACAGGGACAGGAGAGAAGCUAAUGCUCAGUACAUGAAGCUGGGAGAGAGGUCGCGGAGUGGAGGAUCCAACAGUAUCUCCACCAUCCUCCUCAUAGUCAGCUUCAUUCUUGUGGUGCUGAUGGCCCUCAACAUGCUGCUCUUCUACAAACUCUAUGCCCUGGAGAGAGCCGCUCACACGCUGGAGACCUGGCAUUCCUACUCUGUGUCUGACAGUCCUCUGCCACAGACAGCGCAGGAAUGGGCCCAGGUCCUACAGCUUCAAAGACAGUUCCACCAGGCCCAGCUAAGCAAGUGGCAACAAAUCCUCCAGUCCUCCGUCACGCUGCUUGACCAGAUGAAACAGUCCUUAGAGAAGCUCCACCAAGGCAUCACAAUACCAGAGGUGCAGCGGGACCACCUCACAGAUCCCCCCACUGUGGAGCCCCUCACAGAGUCCUCACCUGAGCCCUGAGUCGCACCCCCCCACCUCACCCAACGGCCUCUCUUAGAGGAGAGCAGCCUAUGAAAUGACCCUGGGAGAGCGGCAGUAGAGGUUGGCGAUCAGGGACGAGUGGCAGGUCAGUCACACGAGGGCUGACACGUCCCUGUCUUCAAACUGAAAACAGAAAGUAGGACCUGUGAGGCCACUAUGUAACUCAUAACUCUCCUGGUCUGAGAGCUUUGAAAAGGUAAAGCUAGUCUUUAGCCUCCACUGACAGUUCUUGUGACUUUGUGUUUGUUUAGACUGGUAGCUAUCAACGCCACAGCAAUAAUAUAAUAUAUAACUAGAGUGGUGCAUCAUUAACAUAACGUAUGUUGAACGGUAUACAACGGGCUACAAGAGGGCCUGUCUGCUGGACUGUCUACUCCUCACAAGCCAGGCUGCUGCUGCCUGUGUCGCCUGUCACCCUCCAUACCUUCCCAGGGUCCAAGAGACAUUUCAUAAUGGCCAGCUGCAUUUCACAAAGACUUGAACUCACACUCCGUUCAUUUCAGAAUCUCUGACCAAAAUGCAUUUCACACACCGUCGCAGAGGUCCUGUUCCGAAACGGACGUUCCUCUCACGAGAGCGUUGCCAGACCGAGAGGAAACCUUUUGGUGAGAAGGUUCCUGAGUUGCUGGGGAAGUUGGAGGGUGUCCUCCCAGCCCUGGCAGCUGGGGAUGAUCCUGCCCCCAGCUAAUGCGUGACAGGCAGGAGGGCGUCUUCCUUUUCUGUGCAGGGGGGAAGGUGGUGGUGGUGGUGGGGGGGUCUCUGUAUGGACAGAGUAGUGCUGACAAGAGCGUUGCCUCUCUUGUCCGCUCACUGUGUCUCUACCUCCCCCUCUGUCCUCCUGGAUUAGCUCGUCCAUCCCGGAUGUCGUCCCUUGUGAAGGCCACCGCCCUCUGUGCCGGACGAGAGGAAGAACGAGGAACAUUUCAGUGCAAGACACUUUUUUUUUCCCCUCUGAUUUUUAGAGGGAAAUUAUUCAGCUGUGAAUCUAAACCCAAACACACUCCAACCUCCCCGGGUUUUAUCUGUUACCUGGGUCGUUUGUCAGGACGGCAAGCUGCCUCGCCCGGACCGGCGCAGUAUUUAUUAUCGGUGACUUUUCAAGUUUUUUUUUUAAAAGGAAAAAAGUCCUGUCCUGCUCUAAGCAAGUCAUUUAGUGUUUCCUUUUCCUCUCUUUUCGCUGUCUCAGCGAGGACCAAGAGGGAACUGGUGUGUACACGUGAACUCUCCAAGUGAUUACUUGUCAUGGCGGUAAUGACAGUAGUGAUUCUAGAACUUUCUGAAUGUUUCAAACAAGUCGUUUGUAAUGGUAGCAAUGAGAAGGUGUGCCGGAGUGUGGGGCACGCCAGAGACAAGCAAAAGAAAGGUCACGUUGUGACUCGACCAGACGUGCACGUGUGUAUUAGGAGUCCUCGAUGUUACAUCCCCUAAAGUUGUGUAAUGUGUUACGAGUUCCAUCAGUUUGCUUUCCUUUUGUUUUAAUUUUUUUUUUAAGAUUUCUUUAAGAGAUUUAACUUUUUGCAUUUGGCCACUCACGUUUCUGCACGGAACCAGACUUGAAGCCUUCAGGGACAGUUUUUGAUGGGAUCAGGUAGAAACACGGAUGCAAUAACAGCUUCUUCGUAGUCCAGCUAGACUGAACAACACACACACACUCACACACAUACAUGCAUGCACAAAGUAAAAAAGGACCAACUCAACAUUUUGAGUCUCAUUGCGAAAAAAAAAGGGAAGUUAUUUUGUUUGCAGUAUUGUUUUGUGCUUGUACCGUGUAUUUGACCGCCCGCUGUAGUUCUGUUUUCACUCUUUUCCUUUUGUAUCUUUACCAUGUUUGUGUUUUUUGUUGUUACUUCGAAACCAUUUUACUUUUUCUGGCCAUUCUUUACCUCUCCUCUCCCUCCUCCAAGUCUCUGAUGAUCUGAGAAUCUCUCUCUCUCUUCUGAAUCUCAGUGGUGUGACUUCCCUUUCUUCAGUGUGCUCCUUACCAUCACACCCUCUUGUCUGUCUCUCUCUGUCUGUCUGUCUGUCUGUCUGUCUGUCUGUCUCUCUCUCUCCUGUGCACUGAAAGUGUCAGUUUCUGGCAGCACGUUGACCCUGCUGCGCAUGGUCGUGCGUGGGUAGUUAAAGGGUAUUUAUUGGGUUAGGGAGGCGGGGGUAGACGCACACGGAGAGAGGAAGAUGGAUGGGUAGCGAGGGUGAGAAUGUACUUGAAAGAUUUGAUUGUGCACAAUGUCACAGAGCGAAAUGAAAAGUUCUAAGAUAUAACAAAGUCUUCGUCUUUGAGUCUUUUCUGUGUGUGUGUGUGCCCAUUCAUGCAUUGAAUGUGUGUUUGUGUCCAUUGAAACCUUCUCCUGGAUCGCCACCUUGUCGUGGUGGAGAAGCUUGUGUGUACCAAUAAUCCCAAGAGCUAUGCCGUCCAGGAGCCGUCCCCUCCUGGUAGGGUCACCCAAGGGGGAGGUUCCAGAUGAAGCGUGAUCCAACAAAGACCUCAACGGUGGAACUGGUGGAAGACGACGCCAGUGAAGGCAGAUGAAGGCUGCAACAGAGGGUGGCCCCCAAUCGUCCUGGUUCUCCAUGCCAUUGGACUCUGGCCUCCC
This is a messenger RNA of Lampris incognitus (smalleye Pacific opah), 5272 nucleotides long. It is a transcript of the gene gramd1a, whose product is annotated as GRAM domain containing 1A. NCBI's taxonomy places the organism in Eukaryota, Metazoa, Chordata, Actinopteri, Lampriformes, Lampridae. The record is from RefSeq and is a predicted model, not a curated record. Gene Ontology annotation, biological process: intracellular sterol transport. Gene Ontology annotation, cellular component: endoplasmic reticulum membrane; endoplasmic reticulum-plasma membrane contact site; plasma membrane. Gene Ontology annotation, molecular function: sterol transfer activity; sterol binding. Bases 162 to 2657 code for a protein of 831 amino acids. The transcript is spliced from 19 exons.